Molecule: messenger RNA, 852 nt
Organism: Hirsutella rhossiliensis
Lineage: Eukaryota; Fungi; Ascomycota; Sordariomycetes; Hypocreales; Ophiocordycipitaceae
Product: proteasome subunit domain-containing protein
Exons: 4
Coding region: 1-852 (283 amino acids)
Cellular component (GO): proteasome core complex; proteasome core complex, alpha-subunit complex; nucleus
Source: RefSeq, a predicted model, not a curated record
AUGGCUUCAGGCUACGACAGAGCUCUGUCGGGUAAGCUCACCACUUCGUUCAGCGGUGGGACGGUGCUAAACAGUAAACACCCCGAUGGACACGUGUUCCAGGUUGAAUAUGCCGGCGAGGCCGUCAAGCGAGGCACAUGCGCUGUUGGCGUCAAGGGCAAGGAUGUCGUCGUGCUCGGCUGCGAGAAGCGCUCAGCCAUGAAGCUGCAAGACACACGCAUCACCCCCUCCAAGAUCCAAGUCCUCGACAACCACGUGGCCCUUGCUUUCGCCGGCCUCAACGCCGAUGCCCGCAUUCUCGUCGACAAGGCGCGGUUAGAGUCUCAGUCUCAUCGGUUGUCCGUAGAGGACCCCGUUACGAUUGACUACAUCACCAAGUACGUUGCUGGGGUCCAGCAACGGUACACGCAGGCUGGCGGUGUGCGGCCUUUUGGUAUCAGCACGCUGGUUGUCGGCUUCGACCCUGGGAGCAAGGUGCCUAGGCUCUUCCAGACGGAGCCCUCCGGCAUCUACUCAGCUUGGAAAGCCAAUGCAAUUGGACGCUCGAGCAAGACGGUCCGCGAGUUCCUCGAGCGCAACUACAAGGAGGAUAUGGACCGCGAGGCCACCAUUCGACUGGCCAUCAAGUCGCUGCUCGAAGUCGUGCAAACGGGCGCCAAGAAUAUCGAGAUUGCGCUCAUGGCACCUGGUGCCGCCAUGGAGAUACUCCCCACGGACGACAUUGAGGGCUACGUCAAGGAGAUUGAGCAGGAGAAGCAAGAGGAGGCGGCCAAGAAGAAGACUGGGCGUACGCCUGGAACUGGAAGUACCGCGAUCCUGACGAGAGGCCAGGAUGACUCUGCUGCCGAAUAA